AAAUGUGAAUUCGUGGGUUUCCGUCCUUCGUUCGCUUCCAUGUUCGAUCUUACUUCGACUAAAGUUCAAAUGUGGAUUCUCACAUACAAACUUGAAUGUUUACCGCGGUUUAUACGGCUAUAGGAUUAUGGCGGCUGCACAGGUCGCCUGGUGCAGCGACGAUGAUGAACUGUGUCCGGCGAUGUUCGUCGAGUCCCAACUGGAUACGCCGGACGCCGAAAUCCUCGACCGGGGAAAGCUGCUCGAGAAUCUACUUACAAUAUCGAACUCGGGGACGCCAGUGAUUCAAGAGCGGACCGAGUACCCAUGCCCUCUCUGUCGAGGCACCUUCCGUGCCCUCGGUGACCUGGUGAUGCACGAGUGCCCCAAGGAGAAGCCACCCCGGUCCCUGCUCACUUGUUGCUUCUGCGGCUUCGCCACUGAGCAGACUACUGUUUUCAGGGCCCACCUAGAGUUGCACAUCAAGCCAUCAUUGCGGUGUGGCCACUGCAACCACACGUUCCCGAGUGAGGCUGUCCUACUGCAGCACCUGCAGUUGCACGGGUCCAGUUUGCCUCUAGAGCCCCUGGCUGCCAUCAACAGUACAUCGCCGUACACCGCCUACUUGGCCCCGCAGACAACUCCUAUUUUGGCGAACAAUAAUGGUACCCUUUGUGUAAUCAACACUCCAACUUAUGUGGUGCCAGUGCUGGAGGAUUACCACUCGAGGUACACGUGCACUUUGUGCAACGCCAUGUUUCAUCGGCUGAGCCUUCUGGCAGCACAUGGUCUCAAGCAUUCCGAGUUUCCAGAUAUCCACAUCCAGGAGAACCUCCUGCUGCCAGGCAGGGGGUCACAGGAGCCAUUUGGAGCGCUCAUGUGCUCUCAGUGCUGCGUCGUCUUUACCCACCCGGUGGCCCUGGCAGCCCACUCGUGCAACUGCAAGGAAGGCGAGGGCAACGUGACCAGCCCUUCUCUUCUAGUGGCACCGCAGAACGCACCAUCUCUGCAGCUGACUGAACCGCAGUCACUGCAGCAGUCACCCCAGCAGCCGUCCUCAGCAGCAGGCCCGAGCCCCGUACGGCUCUACUGCUGUCCAUACUGUCCCUACACUUCCUACCUGUUGGCCAGUCUCAUCAGGCACAAGGAGAUACACUUCUCCCACCGAUGCAGCGAAUGCUCUGUCCGGCUUCCGACGCUGCCUGCCCUCAUACAGCACAAGCAAAAGAUGCACCCCGGUGCUCCUGCCUCAGUGACGUCCACGCCACCAGCCCCAUCAGUGUCCCCAGUGAACAAUAACGGCCCGUACAAACGAGGGCGACCAAGGAAGACUCAGGAAGAAAUUGAGAUCGACAAAAUGGGACGCAUAUGGCACUGCAAGACCUGCGGAGUUAGUCUGCGGAAAGGUGCGGAGGACGCUGCCACCCACAAAUGUGCAAUGUUCCGGUGCCCCCACUGUACAUUUGAAACUCACAAGCCUAAUGGUCUCAACAUUCACAUCAACUUUGCUCAUACUUUCCGGUGCCAGAGGUGCUGGAAAACCUUCGUGACCAAACAAGAGCGGACGUUGCACUGCACCUACUCGUGUCCUGAAAGGCCAUUCAAGAAUGUCACAGAAGAUGACAUCCCACUGGCGGUGCUCAAGCAGCUUUCUGAGCAAAAGUCCAACAUGCAGCGGGACCCUGUUCACCCGUCCAAAAAUCCAUCUGAGCACCCUUCUGAACAUCAGUCUGGAAACACUUCAAAGCACGAACAUGAGUGCCAACCCGAAGAGGACCCUGAUGUCGCAGACGAAGCAUAUACCAGGAAGAGGGGCCGCCCUCCAAAAAAUAGACCUCAGGGGACAUUGACCAUUCCUCAGCCAGCCCAUGCAGAACCCAAAGCUGUUACCAGAAAACGUGGAAGACCCAGAGGAAGGCGGAAAUAAGAAACUUAGAGGUGCUGCUGGGACAGAGCUGCUCCUGAACCGAGGUAUCAGCUGCUUCCCUUCACUCCAAGUCUGCUGCCAUCAUUUGCAAGAACUCUCAACAGGGUUGGCAUCGCCAGUGCUGCUCGAACACUCUCUUGUGAUACAUUGACACCCGCCUGUUUUCAAGCUUAUCGGAAUACGUCCAUCAUGUGCACUCCUUGUCAACGCACUUUGAAAGUGGCGGCCGCUAACGGCAUGGUUUAACUCUCUACGAUCAUUGGAAGACACCCGUGAGGUACUCAGCAGUGCAGACUCUAAGCAUUCCCUCGCAUUGUGGGCAGCUAGCUUAAGGCCAUUUUUCUGUGCCUUCAGCUUGUCUUAUGGUUUCUGAUACAGCCUACUUUAAUUUACUGCCCAUUGCACAGACUCAACUUCAGUUUUGUUUGAAGUUGAUUCCUCUGUUCAACUUAUGUGGCAAGUGAGGAGGUGGCUGUUGAUUUCUCCAGGCCGUGAGGGCCAUGGAUGAGCAGAAGGCAUGUGAAAAUGGCCCUCAUGGUGCACUUUACUGUUGCAGGACACCGUUGCAAAAAGGAAAGUGCUACCAUAACAAACUUGUGGUUUAGAGCAUUUUUUCAGUGAUGCACAUCACUUACUGCUGAACAGUCCAAAAUUGUGGCACUUAUUGUAAGAAGGCUUAUUAAAGAAUGAACUUUGUUUAUCUUGCCUCAAAAUGUGCACAGGCCUACUGCAGCCCUAUAGAGCACACACACACACACAGCAAAGUAUGAGCGUGUUUGUGCUAAAGUAACUUCCGCCCUAGUUUCAUUCAUUACCAGUAGAGCAGACAGGUCCCAUAUGGUGAUUGUCACAUGUCAUGGCUAAUUUGGUCCAAGAAGCUUGGCACACUAAGAACUUAACAUGGGUCUUACUAGU
Dermacentor andersoni is the source of this 2821-nucleotide messenger RNA. RefSeq lists its product as uncharacterized. NCBI's taxonomy places the organism in Eukaryota, Metazoa, Arthropoda, Arachnida, Ixodida, Ixodidae. The record is from RefSeq and is a predicted model, not a curated record. Gene Ontology annotation, molecular function: DNA binding.